This is a messenger RNA of Porites evermanni, 1144 nucleotides long. Lineage: Eukaryota; Metazoa; Cnidaria; Anthozoa; Scleractinia; Poritidae. The record is from the annotation of a GenBank genome assembly.
UUAGUCCAUGUUAUUGCUAUAAAUUUCAGUAUCUCUGUUAUUCCGGGAACGAACGCUUGAAUGGAAAAACCUUGCAAAGCAAAAACGCCUGAACUUCCACGAAGAGCUAAGGGAUUCUUAGUCAACGCUGAAUUAAGAUUGACACCUGAUAACAAAGGGAUUGGUGUUUUUACUUGUGAAUUUAUUCUCGCCAACACACGUAUUGACGAUCCUCAUUUAAUUUAUUUUGAUGAACAAGAAACGCUCAAGCUUCUGGCUUCGUUACCAAAUGACGAAGCGAGGAGGGACUGGUUGGAUCAUGCUUUUGGAGACGAUGGAAAGGUAGCCGUGCAUAACACACACCUUGACGAUGGUGGCAUGGUUAAUCACUCUGACGACCCAAGCCUAGCAACAAACAAUGAUGAUGGCUAUUCGUACUCAACAAGAGAUAUACAGAUAGGAGAGGAACUAACGGAAGAUUACCGAACUUAUGACCAUGUUCCCUUUUUUGAAUAUCUUUGUGAGAAAUAUGGUGCGAUAGAUUGGUUUCUUAAUAAUAGCAAAGAAAGUAUUUAAUCCAUCUUAAGGUCACUCACAAUGGUUGGAACAUUUUCCAGGACUCAGUUUAUUACAAUGCUACAUUUUUUUAGCUAUUUUGAAGAAUAGCUCAUAUGACGGUGGUGUAAGCGUAUGAAUCUUUGUGGCUUUGUCUGUUCGGAUGUGUUUUGAAGGGGCCAAUAAGGUUGAAGGCACUAUGAGUAAUUAUAAGUAAUUGUUUUCCUGAUACAAGGAUUGUUCAGAUAGCAAAAUCCCCCAAUAUAAAUCCCUUUUUUAAUGUAGAUGACAGCUCUCUUGGUUGUCAUGUAAAUGCCGUGUCAUACAAAAGGUUAGAAAUUCAAGCAUAAACUAUGACAAAAACGAAAAAACCUUUUGAAAUUAAAAUUUGUCAAAAAAAAUACAAGUUUUUAGCUGCUCUAACACUUCAUAAAAUUAAAAACCCAGGAGGACUGAUAAUUCUUUAAUUUUGAAUUUUUUGGUGACGUCAUAUGAUAACCAAGAAUUUGUAUGUACAGUCUGUCUAGCAUAGUAAGACUACUUGGGACUGCAGGAGAGUGCGAACAGCAAGCCUACUUUUGGUAAAACUCGUUUUGCAACAUUAUAAUAU